Messenger RNA from Equus quagga, 1796 nucleotides. It is a transcript of the gene CFAP77, whose product is annotated as cilia and flagella associated protein 77. The record is from RefSeq and is a predicted model, not a curated record. Lineage: Eukaryota; Metazoa; Chordata; Mammalia; Perissodactyla; Equidae. The transcript is spliced from 6 exons. The coding region runs from base 159 to 1013 and encodes 284 amino acids.
CGUCCCUCUCUGGAGGGGGCCCACCCUUCUGUGCCGCCCCCCAGGGUCUGGGUGGUACGGCCCGGGACGCGCCGCAGACCCCUCGGAGGACCGCGCCAGCCCCAACCUGGGAAGCGCCUGUGAUUCAGCCCGCUGGCCGACUCGCCGCGACCCCCAGGAUGACAGAGACCAACAGCUCCUUCCAGGACCUCACGCGAUCUAAGAAGAAGAAGCAGCCGGUGCGCCGCACGGUCAGCCAGAUAUGCCCGCCCCCGCGGCGUCCCCUGACCGUGGCCGACAUCCGGCCGGGCAUGGAGAACGAGAGGCUGGGUGUCGUGCGAGAUUCCAUGUUUCAGAACCCGCUCAUCGUCAAGGCUGAACUCGGGAAGCCCCGGGAAAGAAGCUGCAGUCUGCCUGGAAUCAAUUUUAAUUAUGGACUCUACAUCCGGGGGCUGGAUGGAGGGGUCCCCGAAGCCAUCGGACACUGGAACGUGUUCAAGCAGCAGCCCACCUGUCCCCAUGAGCUGACCCGGAAUUACAUUGCCAUGAACCGUGGGGCAGUGAAAGCCGGCCUGGUAACUGCCCGGGAGAAUUUCCUCUACCGUCAGCUCAAUGACAUCCGCAUCAGUGACCAGGAUGACCGGCGCCUCAAGAAGGAGCCACCCUCUCUCCCUCCAAAUAUGACGUUCGGGAUCCGGGCUCGGCCUUCCACCCCCUUCUUUGAUCUGCUGCAGCACCGGUACCAGCAGCUUUGGGUGCAGGAACAAAAGGCCACCCAGAAAGCCAUUAAACUGGAGAAAAAACACAAGGUGAUCCUGGGGAAGCUGUAUGAGACCCGGAGCAGUCAGCUGAGGAAGUACAAGCCGCCGGUGAAGCUGGAUGCCCUCUGGCAUAUGCCUCACUUCCAGAAGGUGGGCGCCCAUCUGGAUACCUUCCCCACCGAGGACGAUCGCCAGAGAGCGUUCAAAGCUCGCCGGGAAGAGUGUGCUGUGCGCCAGGGGACCCUGAGGAUGGGCAACUACACCCACCCCUAGAGCCUUCUGGCCAGUAGGAUAUUCCCUGAAGGACGCAUCUUUCUUGCCCCAACUCAUAUAAGAUGCUCCCCCAUUUUUAUGGGAGUUCUGCUUCAGCAAGGCCCUCAGAUUCAGGUCUUCAGUUCAUUAUUUUUGAUAACAGUGCCCUCCCCCCCCCCACUUUUUAGUUCGCCAACACUAGCUUACCUUAGCCCCAGCCACCAGUGACUAAGGGACUCCCUCUCCUCUGGCCUGCCACUUGUCUCUGUUCUUAAGCCCUCACCUGAUGAGAUAAACCCAAGGUACAAGGCAGAUUGUGGACUCCAGACUAAGGGUCGAAUCUGCGACUCUGCCCACUGUGUUCAGAACAACCUGUGUAUUUUGCAGAAAGCGUGACAGUAACAUGCUUUGAAAGCCUCAUUUUCUAUUCCUAACAUGAGUUUUAAUGGCUCUUUUUGGGAAGUCUGAUGUCUCCCCAUGGCAGUUUUAUCACCUUGGGAUCCCUGAGGGCAGGCAGAGCCAACACUGGCCGUUACUUGGGGCCUGCCUCCUCUCCUCCGUGCUGGGGCCUGUCAAUCAGGCAGGCCGAGAUGGGCUUCUCCACCAAGAGUGACCUCGGAAGGCCACCCCCUAGGAAGGAGAGAGCCUUCUGGAUGAGCAGGUGGGCUGAAAGCGCCCAGGCUGAGGGACUUCUCAGCCAAACUCCCCGGCUCUUCUUACCUCCAUCUUUCUGCCUGUUCUUUGGCUUCUCCCCACAAAUUAUAUACUGAUCUAUUUUAAAUUAAAAAUGCAUGUGUCACCCUC